Molecule: messenger RNA, 1188 nt
Organism: Rubroshorea leprosula
Lineage: Eukaryota; Viridiplantae; Streptophyta; Magnoliopsida; Malvales; Dipterocarpaceae
Source: the annotation of a GenBank genome assembly
GAUGCAGUCAGAUUGGAUAGGUUCGAUGGCACCAACUACAUGCGUUGGAAGGAUAAGAUGACUUUCCUACUAACAACACUGAUGGUGUCAUACGUUCUUGAUCCAAAACUGCAACCUAUCCCAGCACCGAAGGAAAACGAUUUUGAAGGAGUGAAGAAUGCAAGACUGAAGCGUGAAAAAGAUGAACUCAUAUGUCGAGGACACAUUCUGAAUUCUCUCACUGAUAAAAUUUAUGAUCUGUAUCGCAACAUAUCUUCUCCUCAAGAAAUAUGGAUUGCUCUGGAAAAGAAAUAUAAGCAUGAAAAGAAAGGUACGAACAAGUUUCUUGCACUCAAAUAUUUUGAGUUUGAAAUGAAAGAUGAUAUUUCCAUCAUAGAUCAAGUGCAUGAAUUACAAAUUCUGGUAUCAAGAAUGUCAGAGUUGGAGAUAAAGAUUCCAGAUUCACUUCAAGUGGGGGCAAUACUUUCAAAACUUCCUCCAUCUUGGAAUGAUUAUAGGAAAAAGGUUAUGUAUUCAGAUGAAAUUCUGACUAUGGAACAGUUUCAAACACAUCUCCAAAUUGAGGCAAAAAAUCAUUCAAGAGAUGCAAUAUUGGCACCCUCGAAAGUUAAUUAUGUGAGUCAAAAUUCUGCCAAGCCUUUCCAAAAUAAACUCAAGCCUCUUAAGAAAAACAGUGUCUUCAGGAAAGCUUCUUUCAAGAAAAGUCAAUCUUGUUACCAUUGUGGUAAGAAGGGUCACUUUAUUAAAGAUUGCAAAUUCAAAAAUAAUGCAAAGAACUUUGGUUUUGGCACCAGUGCAAAAACAAGCAACAAGGCAAAUUUGAUUGAGCAUGAAUUGGUUGCUAUGGUUUCUAAUAUGCAAGUCGGGAUGGUGACUAAAUUGAACAUGGCAAAUCCAACCAAGUCUAUGGAUUGGUGGCUGGAUUCUAGUGCAACAGUUCAUGUGUGCAAUAACAAAGCACAAUUCAAGUUUUAUGAAGAUUUGAAGGAAUCAAAGGAAGUGCUUAUGGGAAACAAUGUCACAGCAAAAAAAAAACUUGGUGUUUGUAAGUCUAUUGUGUAAAAGAGGCUUGAGGGUUAUCUUAGAAUCAGACAAGGCCAUUAUAUCAAAAAAUGGCAACUUUGUGGGGAAAGGUUCUUCUUGUGAUGGAAUGUUCAAAUUGAGUAUUAAUGAAAUAUAUAAUGUUUC